AGUAUGCCUAGCAUACUCAGACCACAAGAGAACGGCGACUACCGAUUCUGUGGUCAAUGCUACGUUCACGGCAUCAUGUAUGGAGAGGUCAUCGACAUGUGGGAACGAGGAGAGCUGGGCGAACAGGAGACGUUCAGGCUUGUGUGGUUUCGUUUUGUCAUGGGGAGGGAAGUCUUUGAUCUGCCUUCAAGAAAUGGAGUGAGGAGUUUGGUAGAGUUUGGAGCUUUCUGGCGUUUUAUAUGGUUUAUUGUUGUUUGUACGUCAAGUCCGUCUUCGGCAUUUUCGUUUUAAGAAACUUGUGAUGUUAGUAUUCUGAUACAUCAAAGGAUUUGAUUGAGGUUAUGUCAGUGACAAUAUUUAAGGCAUAGGAA
Messenger RNA from Aplosporella prunicola CBS 121167, 371 nucleotides. RefSeq lists its product as uncharacterized. The record is from RefSeq and is a predicted model, not a curated record. Lineage: Eukaryota; Fungi; Ascomycota; Dothideomycetes; Botryosphaeriales; Aplosporellaceae. Bases 4 to 291 code for a protein of 95 amino acids. The transcript has a single exon.